AGAGAUUGAGAAUAGAGGAGGAGCAUCUAACAAACUGGGAGCAAUCCUUUGGAAAUCGAGAAAAAAAGAAGAUGGAGAAUGAUAGGUUACCAGUUUACAUACAACUGGUCAAAUAUUCGGUGGUUCUAAGCUUUGCGUACUGGAAACGAGGAGAUUAUGUAAGGGCUAUUGAAGAAAAUAAGGAUGCAAAGACAAUUUUAAAAUUUUUAUGGAAGUUACACCGCUCUUGUGUGAUUCCACCGCCUCUAGCGAAAUCUUCUACUAAUGAUGGAAUACUUCCUGAUAAAUUAAUAAAAGAAAUUCUGUUAAGGCUUUCUGCGAAGAAUCUCAUGCGAUUGAAGUCUGUUUCCAAAAAAUGGCAUUCCCUUAUCAACUCCCUCAUCAACAAUCCUUACUUCUCGAAAUUGCAUCAAAAAAGGUCCAAUUUGAAGUUGAACGAUGAAGUCGAAAUUUACACUGAAAUAGGAGAAAACAUUUUUAUCUUUUUAGAAAAUCAAAAUUAUGCUGCUGCCUAUAAGGAGAGUUGCCGCUACAACGAGUGUUUAAAGGCGAUACCAAAAGGUUUCACUUUUGAUCGUGGUUCACGUCGUUCCGUAUGUGCUUCUGUUAGACGUCGUUUUUCUCUUUCACGUCAUCGUACUACUCGCUAAUUCCAUCCCUUUUCUAUGUUAACUUUGUUUGUUCUCCGUCAUUUUCUUAAAUAAGAGGAAGUAGAGAUAUAAACUUUUGU
This is a messenger RNA of Vigna radiata var. radiata (mung bean), 730 nucleotides long. RefSeq lists its product as uncharacterized. The record is from RefSeq and is a predicted model, not a curated record. NCBI's taxonomy places the organism in Eukaryota, Viridiplantae, Streptophyta, Magnoliopsida, Fabales, Fabaceae. The transcript is spliced from 2 exons. Gene Ontology annotation, molecular function: protein binding. The coding region runs from base 72 to 650 and encodes 192 amino acids.